AUGGAGUACCUCGGAAACGUUGUGCUCUGGGCCUACCCUAGAAUGACCGUGGCGGAGCUGUUGAACGGGUGCUACAGCCAGGUGGCCGAUAUCAUUCACGCGGCGGUCUCCGCCGUCGACGACUGCUACUUCAAGUCGUUCGUUGACUUUGGGGCGCUGGCGGCGGAGAACGGGGUGGCGCUGGAGGAGACGGCGCGGUCGGCGGGGAACUUGCUGUCUCCCAACAUGGAGGUGGACAGCUGGCCGAGCUUCCAAUACCACGAGCUCGACUUCGGCGGCGGGGCCCCCGUUCAGGUCCUCACCUUCCUGCCCGUCGAGGGUCUGGCCAUCCUCUUACCCUUCGAGGAGAAGGGGGGCGUCGAUGUCCAAGUAGCGCUUCAUCCCGAUAAGGUCAGCACAUAUAAGGAGAUCGCCAACGCCCUGGACUGA
Messenger RNA from Spirodela intermedia, 429 nucleotides. The record is from the annotation of a GenBank genome assembly. Lineage: Eukaryota; Viridiplantae; Streptophyta; Magnoliopsida; Alismatales; Araceae.